AUGCAAGAAGAUACAGAGGUCAUGGGGGCCCCCCUAGGGGGCCCCCUAGGGGGCCCCCUGGGGGGCCCCCUGGGGGGCCCCCAGGGGGGCCCCCUUAACCAGGGGGGGGCCCCCAGUGUACCCAUGGGGGGCCCCUGUGAGCUGGCUGUCCGUUCUUUUGUUGAAUCCUUGUGGCCGCGGUGGGUUGAACCCCACAGUUUGCUGCUGCAGCAGCGCGGAGCAGCAGCAGCAGAACAGCAGCAGCAGCAGCAGCAGCAGCAGCAGCAGCAGCAACAGGACUGUUUGAGAGUUGUUGCUGCGAAGCGGUUGCUGCUGAAGACGUGCGGCACUGUCUGCUGCUGCUGUGGCUGCAUCACUAACAGCGAGCAGCAGCAGCAGAAACAGCAGCAGCAGCAGCAGCAGCAGCAGCAAGAAGAUGAAGCGGUUGCAGAGGAUCUGCUGCUGCUGCCUGUCUCCUCAGGAGACACCCCACCCCUUUCUGAGGUUGUUGCUUUGCUGCAGCAGCAGCAGCAGCAGCAGCAGCAGCAGCAGCAACAGCAGGUGCAGCCUCAAGUGCAGCAGCAGCAGCAGCAACAGCAGCAGCAACAACUGCAGCAGCAGCAGCAGCAGCAAGAGAUGCUCUUUGAUUUGCCCGCAGGUAUGGAAAGAGCCAAAAUUUGCCUUGCUAUUGUGCAGCAGCAGCAGCAGCAGCAGCAGCAACAGCAGCAGCAGCAGCAGCAGCAGCAACAGCAGCAGCAGCAGCAACAGGACACAGCAGGUGCUGAGCAUCAGUCUGUGUUGCUGCUGCAGUGCUCGACCCCCAACUGGGAUGCCUUCAAAGCUACUAUACCCUGGCGCAGCUACAAAACCCUAAACCCUAAACCCUAA
Messenger RNA from Eimeria mitis, 867 nucleotides. RefSeq lists its product as uncharacterized. The record is from RefSeq and is a predicted model, not a curated record. NCBI's taxonomy places the organism in Eukaryota, Apicomplexa, Conoidasida, Eucoccidiorida, Eimeriidae. The transcript has a single exon. The coding region runs from base 1 to 867 and encodes 288 amino acids.